Molecule: messenger RNA, 775 nt
Organism: Propithecus coquereli (Coquerel's sifaka)
Lineage: Eukaryota; Metazoa; Chordata; Mammalia; Primates; Indriidae
Product: probable hydrolase PNKD
Exons: 3
Coding region: 144-572 (142 amino acids)
Source: RefSeq, a predicted model, not a curated record
GAGUAGUUCUCUCGGGUCCGUUCCGCGGACUUCUGGGAGUUGUAGUUUCUGGCCUGUAGGCAGGACGAAAGGAGCGGGGGAGGCCCCUUACGCAAACUACAAUUCCCGGCGGGGAGCGCGGCGAAGGGGGGUGGGAUCUGAACAUGGCGGCGGUGGUAGCUGCUACGGCGCUGAAGGGCCGGGGGGCGAGAAAUGCCCGCGUCCUCCGGGGGAUUCUCUCAGGAGCUGCCGCUAACAAGGCUUCCCACAACCGGACCCGGGCACUGCAAAGCCACAGCUCCCCAGAGUGCAAGGAGGAACCUGAGCCCCUAUCCCCUGAGCUGGAAUACAUUCCCAGAAAGAGAGGCAAGAACCCCAUGAAAGCAGUGGGACUAGCCUGGGCCAUCGGCUUCCCCUGUGGUAUCCUCCUCUUCAUCCUCACCAAGCGGGAAGUGGACAAGGACCGUUUGAAGCAGAUGAAGGCUCGGCAGAACAUGCGGGCGUCCAACACGGGCGAGUAUGAGAGCCAGAGGUUCAGGGUAUCCUCCCAACAUGCCCAGUCCCCUGAAGCUGGGCCCGGGGUGCAGGCCUGAGGAGUGCUGCAACCCUCUGCUAGACUGUAUCUAGACUGUAUCAUUGACUGUGAAGUCCUCCGGUUUGGCCGGGAUUCUAGCCCUUACCUCUGAGGUCCACCAGAGGGCGCGCGAAGCCCAGGCUGCUGCCAGCCCCCGCCCAUCCCACACCAAGGAGCCAGCCAAAGGCAAAUAAAGUUAUUGAGUGUUGGAGUGAAAAGGAA